Perkinsus marinus ATCC 50983 is the source of this 2172-nucleotide messenger RNA. RefSeq lists its product as hypothetical. The record is from RefSeq and is a predicted model, not a curated record. Lineage: Eukaryota; Perkinsozoa; Perkinsida; Perkinsidae. The coding region runs from base 1 to 2172 and encodes 723 amino acids. The transcript is spliced from 20 exons.
AUGGAGGUGCAGGUCAUGGCGAGCAGUGUUGGAAGGGGCUCAGUGGAUGAUAUCGUCGGCCGGUCGGCGUCAGUGGAUUUCCGCACUAAGAACGAGCCGUCGUCGUGGGUACAGGUCGAUUUUGGACGAGGAAGGACCCUACGUCUGACAGGGUACUGCCUUCGGAACAGGAACUCGAGCGCCCAGUGCCUGAUGAGUUGGAAUGUGAUGGGAUCGAAUGAUGGAGACGAUUGGGUUAUACUGGAUGAGAAGAAGAUGUGUGGAAGUCUGAGAGAACCUAAGGCGACGAGUUACUUUCCGAUAGAGAAAUCGCCGGAGUCGCGGGGGGCCUUUCGGGUCUUCAGACUUGUUCAGGGCGGAGUUAACUCUGUUGUGGGAGGGCGAUGGAUACUCGGUGACGUUGACGAGCUACUCUCAUCCAUCUGUCGUCAGCGUUACCUUCAUAAUAACACUACCGUCGGGAUAUCCUCUGGAGAAGAGCCGAUCACCGGAAGUCAUGCGGAGAUGUUGGGGGAGGAGGUGUUGAAGUAUUUGCUGAAGCAUGUGCGGACUCAACUGGAGUCCGGAUACGUGUUCCCUCUGAUAGCGGCUGUGGAGUCGACUCGACAGUACAUUACUCAGGUCGGGGAGGAUCAGCAGGAUGCCAACGACAAUUCUAAGGAAGAAAACGCGACGUCCAGUCCAGAGACUCCUUCAGCUGGACGGGAGGUACUGGGACGUAGGAUGAUGGUCGUGCAUACUAUCAAAAACCCGAUGAAAAUAAAAUUCAUACGGGAGCUGGCCAAGGACUACCGACUGGGAGGAAUGAGCAACCCUAACUUCAUCGUCAUUGAGGGGGAGGAGAGCCUCUGUGCUGACUAUGUCAACCGUGUGACGAGGUAUGUUCGGAUGGUUACGGUACGAGGGGAGGAGCAGAUAGAAGUACCGAUGGGGAAGACUCUGGACGAGAUGCGCGCCUUUCCGGUGGAGUUUACCCAAUACAAGGUUGAUGAAGUUAGUGAGAUUGCUCAACGGUGUCGGGAUGCUGGGCUCGAGGAGCUCUUCAUGACCAGCAUGAAGAUGUAUACCACUAGUAGCGAGGACGAUAAUAAGGGAGGUGAUAAGAAGACGAAGAAAAAUAAGAAGAAAACGUCGAAAAAAAGGGGAAUUGACACACUUGAGAAGCCCUUCCGAGAGAACAAUUGUCUUAACCUCCAACUCGAUGAGGCUGAGGCCCUCGAAUGUGUAUAUGGCAGGCAGCCCGAUUCCGAUUUUAUGUGGCUCCAUCGGCCUAAGGAUACUCACGACGGGGAGGCGACAUACGCUAUCACAGUAGGAGGAGAUGUGGUAGGAGAUGAUGACGAUGAUGAUGAAGACGAGGUGGAGGAGGACGACGAGCCGUAUGCAACGUUUAUCAUCACCUUACCGCCUGGGUAUCCCAGGGAGAGGAGAGUCCUUCCUGAGGUCAUCGCAGUGGAAGGCUCGAAGUCGAUUUCGCCCAAAUUGAGGAGGUUGGACGAAGCAUUGAUGGCCUCUAUAAAGAUUCAGAUCGAGGCCGGGUAUGACUACCCCCUGUUGGCUGCUUUAGAGCAAGCACGGGUGUCCAUCAACGAGAUCGCUGAAGCAUCGAGACAGGCUGAGAGGGCCCGCAGGAAGGAGCAUUCAGAGGACGACGAUGAUGCUGUUGCAUGGGCGGCGAGAGUUCCUAUUAGGGGGGCGACCAAGAAGGUCACCGUCCAUCUCUCGGCUCGGAAGAAGAAGACCGAUCAGCCACCUAUGCUGGGACGCAGAGUUAUCUACGCCCAUCACAUUAGGAACCCUGUGAAGAAGAAGCUGAUCAAGGAGUGGGCGAAGGAAUUCCAUAUGGGAGGCUGUUACAAGUGGGGUUACCCUGGUGUCAUCAUUCUAGAGGGAGACGAACAGGACUGUGCGGAAUACGUGAACUUGAUCAAUAGGUUACGAUGGAUGUACUUGGCCGUUCGAGGGGAGGAGCAGAUACCCGUGCCAGAGGGAAAGAGUGUCGAUGACCUACGGGCGUUCCCUAAGGAUGAGUUCAUCGAAUACGGACCGGACCAGAUGAGCGACAUCGCAGCAAGGUGCCGCGAGUAUGGUCUGGAGGAGUUGUUCCUAACCUGCAUGAAGAUGUACGGCCCAGUGAGGGCCACUAAGAAGGAGAAGCCGAAGAAGAACUAG